GGCCCUAAUUUCUUUUGAAUCGGUUGACGAAAGCGCUGUAGUUGUGAAGCGGCUGUCUGUCCGACGAACUACCCACCAAAUCCCUUUCUCAAAUUUGAUACCCCUUUUCCUUUUCAGGUGGCGGGUAUAAGUACUGCUACACUCCCUGCAACCGCAAUUCAUCUUUAUCCAAAUCCUCUUUGCUUCUGUGUAAGAAAGAUUAAUUAAUCCAUCGCUUUUUUUGGGGAUUCUACUGUCGACGCCACUCUUACUGUGAAACCCACUUCGAAAUUCCGCUGUUAGUGUAUGCCAUACGCGAAACCGGCCAGCGGCGGAGGCACCGGCAGCAGCGCCAGUCAUGUCCGCGAUGCUGCGUCACUCUACGUCCAGGGUACGCCGCAUAGCCGCCGCCACGACGGUGGCCGUGCUUUGUUCAAGGACGGCCCCAAUAGCGCAUUCCUCAGCUCUUGAUUGCUUACCGGCGGCACACCAUGCCCUAUUUCCCAGACCUUGGAAAUUAGGGUUCCAGGAGCGGCACAAAUGGGACGGGAGCUCGGACAAUUAUGAUCAAAUCAGGGCCGAAGUCAAUUGUCCCCGCUGCUCCAAGCCUAUGACCGUGCUCUUCUCCAACCGUCCGCUGUCCAUUACCACCGGCGAGCACGGGAUUUACCAGGCUGUGAACAUGUGUUACCAUUGUCGGACGGCGUUUUAUUUCCGGCCUUUCAAGCUAGAGCCACUUCAGGGGAGUUUUAUAGAGAUUGGAACGGUUAAGAAUCGGGGAGAGAAUUUUAGGGAUAUGGAGAAGGACGGCGCCGGGAGAGGUAGUAAUAAUGGUGGUAAGAUUUGGGAGAAGUUGAGGUCUUACAGUGGGAGUGAGAAUAGUGAGAAGACUACCGAUAGUGAUGCUCACGGAGAUGGUGAUAGUAGCUGUAACAUUGAGGAUUCGGAGGGAAGGAGCACAUCUUCGGGGGAGGGGGUGGGGAAAGUGGGGAGAGAGCUGCCUACACCCAAAGAGAUAUGUAAGGCUCUCAAUGAAUUUGUUGUUGGACAGGAUUUGGCCAAAAAGGUGCUUUCUGUAGCUGUUUACAACCACUACAAAAGAAUAAACUAUACCCUGGUGCAUAAAGAGACAGGUGGAGAAUCAGGCCAUGCUGAGGCUGAAUUGGAUUGUUGCCAUAAUGAUUUUGUUGAACUGGAGAAGAGCAAUGUCUUGAUGAUCGGUCCAACUGGCUCAGGAAAGACAUUGCUUGCAAAAACACUAGCUCGAGUUGUGAAUGUGCCUUUUGUCAUUGCUGACGCUACAACACUAACACAGGCAGGCUAUGUAGGAGAAGAUGUGGAAUCCAUACUGUACAAAUUACUCAUGGCCGCAGAUUUCGAUGUUGAAGCAGCUCAGCGAGGAAUUGUAUAUAUAGAUGAAGUUGACAAGAUAACUAAGAAGAAUGAAAGUCUGAACGUUGGUAGAGAUGUUUCUGGAGAAGGUGUUCAACAGGCACUACUGAAGAUGCUUGAAGGAACUAUUGUCAGUGUUCCUGAUAAUAGAAGUCCAAGGCAUUCACGUCGUGACAACAUUCAGAUAGAUACAAAAGACAUCCUAUUCAUCUGUGGUGGUGCUUUCGUGGAUUUGGAGAAGACAAUUUCUGAAAGACGACAAGAUUCCUCUAUUGGUUUCGGAGCUCCCGUCCGUGCCAAUAUGAGAGUAAAUGGAUUAAAUUUAGCUGCAGCCUCAACACUACUGGAACAGGUAGAGAGUGGUGACCUUACUGCAUAUGGGCUUAUACCUGAAUUUGUUGGGCGGUUUCCUGUUAUGGUGACAUUAUCGGCUCUGGAUGAAAGCCAACUUAUUGAGGUUCUUACAGGGCCAAAGAAUGCUCUCUGCAAACAAUACAAGAGGAUGUUCAGCAUGAACAAUGUCAAAUUGCAUUUCACUGAUGGUGCCAUGAAAUUAAUUGCAAAAAAAGCAAUUUCCCGGAACACUGGUGCGCGUGGCUUGAGAUCCAUAUUAGAAAAUAUUUUAACUGAGGCUAUGUUUGAGGUUCCAGGUACAAAAUCCGGAGAAGAUCAUAUUGACACAGUUUUGGUCGAUGAAGAAGCCGUAGGUGCACCAGAUACACCUGGAUGUGGCGCCAAAGUACUUACCUCAAACGGGUUGGGAGAACAAUCCACACAAACGAAAUUAAAACCCACAAACGAAGAGGAGGCGGCAGUGAAGCCGCGCCCGGUGGUCGAUUUGGAGGAUUCGUUGCCUGCCGUGAGCCUGUGAUGCGAUGAGAUAUUGAUGUAUUAUUUUCCAGGGAGAGCAGGCAGAGGAGGAAUGAUGUACAUAUCAUAUGCACUUCACUUGGUAGCGUUUUCUUGAUGAGGUAAUAAAAAGAUAAAUAUGUUUUCUUCGAAACUCAAAUGUCUUAUCACCAUUUUUUCCUUCAAUGCUCUUGGCCGAUUCCCCCCAUUGUCUUAUUGUUUGUCUUUUAUUUCUUAAACAUAAUAUUUACUUAUUUUUAUCGAUUUUAAUAAAAGUAUACUAUUUUUCUUA
Andrographis paniculata is the source of this 2512-nucleotide messenger RNA. RefSeq names its product CLP protease regulatory subunit CLPX2, mitochondrial-like. NCBI's taxonomy places the organism in Eukaryota, Viridiplantae, Streptophyta, Magnoliopsida, Lamiales, Acanthaceae. Gene Ontology annotation, biological process: protein folding; protein catabolic process; proteolysis. The record is from RefSeq and is a predicted model, not a curated record. Gene Ontology annotation, molecular function: ATP-dependent protein folding chaperone; ATP hydrolysis activity; ATP binding. The coding region runs from base 338 to 2242 and encodes 634 amino acids. The transcript has 15 exons. Gene Ontology annotation, cellular component: mitochondrial matrix.